Molecule: messenger RNA, 654 nt
Organism: Python bivittatus (Burmese python)
Lineage: Eukaryota; Metazoa; Chordata; Lepidosauria; Squamata; Pythonidae
Source: RefSeq, a predicted model, not a curated record
AAGCUCAGGAGGGGGAUGGCUCUUCAUAUUCAUGAAGCCUACAUAUUUCUCUUGCUAAUUCCUUCUUUGGUCACCCCAGCUGCUUUCAACCAUGAAGAUUACCCUGCUGAUGAAGGUGAUCAGAUUUCAAGUAAUGAUAAUAAUCUGAUUUUUGAUGACUAUCGAGGGAAAGGAUGUGUGGAUGACAGUGGUUUUGUAUACAAACUAGGGGAGCGUUUUUUCCCUGGGCAUUCCAACUGUCCAUGUGUUUGUACUGAGGAUGGGCCUGUUUGUGACCAACCAGAAUGCCCCAAAAUCCACCCAAAGUGUACUAAAGUAGAACACAAUGGAUGCUGUCCAGAAUGCAAAGAAGUGAAGAACUUUUGUGAAUACCAUGGGAAAAGUUACAAAAUCUUGGAGGAAUUUAAGCCCUCGCCAUGCGAAUGGUGCCGUUGUGAGCCCAGCAAUGAAGUUCACUGUGUUGUAGCAGACUGUGCCGUCCCUGAAUGUGUCAACCCAGUCUAUGAACCAGAACAGUGUUGUCCAGUCUGCAAAAAUGCUUACUAUCACAGCAGGAUGAAGGUUCGUAUAUUAGUGGAAGGGGAGACAGAGAUGAACUGUAUUCCAAAGUGCUAUUUAUCAAAAUCCAGUGAUGCGAUUGCUAUUGAGGCUUGA